This is a messenger RNA of Somion occarium, 1674 nucleotides long. The record is from the annotation of a GenBank genome assembly. Lineage: Eukaryota; Fungi; Basidiomycota; Agaricomycetes; Polyporales; Cerrenaceae.
AUGCCUCCUUUCUCAGGCAAUGCCCUCCCUGGCGUCUUCCAUGCGGCGUCCUGCAUGACCACGGGCAUGUUGUAUAUCGUUCGAAAGCGUUUUGAGCAUUGAAAUCAGAAUUUUUUUAUUCCUCAUGCCAGGCCGAAACUGAGGCUCAGGAAGUGGGAACGGAAAGCGAGUGUGUGCGUGGCAGAGUAGUUGAUGGUUAGGGGGAGCUGGGAAUUUGUAUUAGACUUGCUCUAGACAGACCCAGAGCAGAAACCCGCGCCCUGCUUGCUACCGUUCGAUUCCCUCCAGAAUCCUCCUGGCCUACUAUAAGGCCUCUGCUUUCAUCCUUACCAGACACCCACAAACCUGCACACCACGAUCAUGGAACAAUCUGGUCUCUCUGCCUCGAUGGCUCAAAACAUCUCACUCUCGUCUCUCCUCCGCAACGCCUCCUCCCUCCAGAGUACUCUGGCUUCAGCCACUGGCAGCUCUUCAGAUCCAUUGUCCAAUCUCUCUUCAAACCUUUCUAAUUCUGCUUCUUCAGUCUUUCGAUACCCUCCUCCGAUUCAUCCUUACCCUUCGCCUACCCUCAGCGACUCUCAACUACCCCUUUUGUUGCAGUCCCCAUGGCAAACACAAUCUACGGCAAGUGCUUGCAACGAGAUUCCUUCGAUCUCUCGACCUGUCGAUUUACGUUCCUCUGCCUUGCCAUCUUCUCACCGUGAAGAACGACGCCGCUCUGUUUCUCCCCAUAACCAUCACUCCCAGCAGAACCGCGAUGACUCUUCCUCCCAUCACGAGGACGAGGAGAGUCAGUCGACUACCAGCGAGUUUGUGAAGAAGCUGUAUAAGAUGCUAGAGGACACGUCAUAUGCGAAUGUCGUUUCAUGGACCCCGAGAGGAGAUGCGUUUGUCGUCAAGGACAUGAACGAGUUCUCGCUUACGAUCCUGCCUCGCACGUUCAAGCACUCAAAUUUUGCGAGCUUCGUGCGACAGUUGAACAAGUAUGACUUUCACAAGAUCAAGAACUCGGAUGACGAUCCCUUCGGCGAACACAGCUGGACUUUCCGUCAUCCGCACUUCCGAGCCAAUCGCAAAGAGUCACUUGAGAAGAUUAAACGAAAAGGGCCAGUAGCCCGUAAGUCCUCGUCAGGACAUCGAGUUUCCGACUCGCCCACGCCUCAGUCUGCGUCGACAUCUACGGUCGAAGCGCUGCAAGCGACGAUCGAGAGUAUGGCGCGCACACAAGAGGAGAUGGCUUUGCACAUCCGGCAUCUGGAGACGAACUACCGGAACGUGUUGAACGAGAUGGUAGAUUUCCAGAGGAAUCAAGCGCGGCAGGAUGGGUUGUUGCAGAAUCUGAUACAGAUAUGUCUGCAGCCGGAAGGUGCAGACAUGGCAGCAGGGGCGUCGCUUUCUCAGUGAUUUUAUUCACUGUUGUUUUUUACGCUUGCGCGCUCGUCUUUCGCUUUCGCUAUCUGUUUUCAUUUUUUUUCCCUCCCUCAUUUUUGGCUCUGGGGUUUGUUGCCUUGGAUGCGAGAUCGGACAUGUUCUGCCUUCACGCUUGUCUGGUUGGUUGGUAGUCUAUCUUAUGCCAAUAAUCUGUAUUGCUUCUUCCGUUUUGUGUACUGUACAGUGACUGUGUAUUAUAGGGAUCCCACUACUCUUCAAGCAGGAAACAUGGUUUGAUAUGCG